Aspergillus niger is the source of this 1335-nucleotide messenger RNA. RefSeq lists its product as uncharacterized. Bases 1 to 1335 code for a protein of 444 amino acids. The record is from RefSeq and is a predicted model, not a curated record. NCBI's taxonomy places the organism in Eukaryota, Fungi, Ascomycota, Eurotiomycetes, Eurotiales, Aspergillaceae. The transcript is spliced from 9 exons.
AUGUGUCUUGGAGCCCUGGCAUACUAUUGGUACUUCGUAGCGCAUUCACGGGACCUGAUCAACGCACCAAUGUCCAAUGAGAACUUUUUGUCUGCCUUGAAACCAGUUAUCGGCACCCAGCUUUUCUCUAUAAGCGCGCAGUUAGCGCCCGAAGACUCCAGGGAACAAUCACAGCCUCGUCCCGUCUCGAAUAUGCACCAAGCAUUAUCUCCCAUCUUGCAAGGCUGCUGUAGCAAGCGAAUAACUCAUCAAUGUGAUACGACGAUCUCGCAAGGCUGGAAGAUGGUAGCAAAGUCUAGACUUCGCUCGGCCGGAGCCUUCCGGGCGAUUGUAAGCAGUGGUGAGGAGAUUACUUCUCAAGGUACCGCUGAACUAGCAGGCAUAGUAGCUUUGACUCCCACAGCUACUAAGACUACAUUUGGCGAAGGAGUUCUUUGGGUGGAUAUACACCCAGUCUCGCAACCAGCUCAGAACGCGCAUCACUCCAAAAUCACGGGGAGGAUACGCUAUCCUGAUUUUAAAACAUCAGGCCACUGUCAGACAGAAGGCUGCGGGGUUGCCGCGUCAGACACGGAUGAUGUAAGUGCACAAGAUGCUCUAAUAUAUGGGGACAAUGAGCUAACUCCUAGCACUAUUGCGACCAACCUGUUUCUUGGGCUGACUCUAUCUUCCCUCGCCAGACUGAACCUCUAUCCUGUCAACUACACGACUCUGCUGACUUCGAGAUCGUGUGCAGCGCGCGUCCCAGUUUUGAAACCUCGAGAUUCCUCGGUGCUAGCCAUACAUAGACUGUUUUAUCUUGGCAUUGUCCCAACUAAACAGCCCAGUGCAAGCCAGCUAAGAUUUGAACAAAAGCUCGUUCUCCAGCCUGAGAUGGUCAACAUCUGCACCUCGGUUUGGAAAGCGAGCACCAAGUCUCAUCCAGUUCUGAUUCAGGGUAAUUGCAUAGCCAACUUUAAACCCGCGUUUCACAGCUCAGAAUUGCGUUACACUCGUUAUUCUAACGCAUCGGAACCUUCAAAUACGUCCCUAGAUCCUUGCCCGGACCGCAGCUUUCAAGCUACAUUACAUCAGAAAUCCAUCAAAACAGAUCCAUAUGCAAAGCGACCCAGUUACCCACCGGAGAAGCAUGCAUUAACUAUUGGGAACGCAAAUAACCCUGUGGUGUUAAACCCUAUACAUCGCCCAGGUAUUGGAAACCAAGAUAUUGACGUGGAAGGUCUGCCUGGGCAGAGUACAAAACCCUUCAGUAUGCUCCAACAGGCAGACACCGACCCGUACAGUGAUAUUCAGCACUACAUAAAACCCAGAGAAAGUAAUGAUUUCUCAGUGUAA